AUGAACUUAGAGAUACAUUGUGCAACUAUAAAUACUACAAACUUAACUAACUUAAAUAACCAAUUAUAUGCUGUGGAAACGUAUUUACCUAUGGCUUUGCUGCAGGGAUUAAAUGCGAAUGAUGUUGAUCAAAAGCUUAUAAACUUAC
Messenger RNA from Dentiscutata heterogama, 148 nucleotides. The record is from the annotation of a GenBank genome assembly. Lineage: Eukaryota; Fungi; Glomeromycota; Glomeromycetes; Diversisporales; Gigasporaceae.